AUGGGCAUUGACUUCUGCGACUCCACCCAGGCGGCCAACUUCCAGCUGUGCACCCACACACGCCACUUCUACGUCUCCAUCCAGCCGCCCGUGGGCGAGCUCAUGGCCCCCGUCUUCAUGAGUGAGAACGAGUUCAAGAAGGAGCAGGGGAAGCUGAUGGGCAUGAGCGAGAUCAUGGAGAAGCUGACGCUGCCCAAGAAAUGCCGGAGUGACCACGCCAUCGUCCAGCAAGUGACCUCAGCUGCCAACGUGGGCCGUGUGCCCUGCGGUGCUGACAGCGAGUACAGGUUCGCGGCCAAGACGGUGACAAGUGGGAGCCUGGUGCUCAUCACCUUGGAGCGUCGGGAAGGCGCCGCCGCCCAGCUGACUGUCAACAGCGAGAAGAUGGUCAUCGGCACCAUGCUGGUCAAGGACAUCAUCCAAGCCUUGACGCAGUGA
This is a messenger RNA of Merops nubicus (carmine bee-eater), 438 nucleotides long. Its product is annotated as AP-3 complex subunit beta-2-like. Lineage: Eukaryota; Metazoa; Chordata; Aves; Coraciiformes; Meropidae. Bases 1 to 438 code for a protein of 145 amino acids. The transcript is spliced from 4 exons. The record is from RefSeq and is a predicted model, not a curated record.